Molecule: messenger RNA, 528 nt
Organism: Rosa rugosa (rugosa rose)
Lineage: Eukaryota; Viridiplantae; Streptophyta; Magnoliopsida; Rosales; Rosaceae
Product: pathogenesis-related leaf protein 6-like
Exons: 1
Coding region: 1-528 (175 amino acids)
Cellular component (GO): extracellular region
Source: RefSeq, a predicted model, not a curated record
AUGGGGUUUAGCAAGCUUUUCUUUGGUGUAUGCUGCUUAGCAGUAAUCAUUAUAUUUCAUGUCUCUCAAGCUACAGUAAUUAACAAUCCCAACCAAGGCUUCAUUGAUGAACAGAACAACAAUCCCAACCAAGGCUUCAUUGAUGAACACAACAAAGCUCGAGCAGAGGUCGGUGUUGGUCCAAUCACAUGGAACAACACAGUAGCAAUGUACGCACAAAAGUAUGCCGAUUCAAAAAUUGAGACCUGCGAAAUGGAGCAUUCUGGAGGACCCUAUGGCGAGAACUUGGCUGAAGGUUAUGGUGAAAUGACGGGUGCGCAAGCUGUGAAGUUUUGGGUGACAGAGAAGCCUAACUAUGACCGUGCCUCUAACAAAUGUGUUAAUGAUGAAUGUUUGCAUUAUACACAAGUGGUUUGGCGCGAUUCUGUUCGUCUUGGUUGUGCUAGGGCCAAGUGUAAAAAUGGGUGGGUGUUUGUAAUUUGUAACUAUGAUCCUCCUGGUAACUAUAUUGGAGAGCGUCCCUAUUAG